This is a messenger RNA of Magallana angulata, 4442 nucleotides long. Its product is annotated as serine/threonine-protein phosphatase 4 regulatory subunit 3A-like. The transcript has 17 exons. Gene Ontology annotation, biological process: protein dephosphorylation; DNA damage response. Bases 167 to 2647 code for a protein of 826 amino acids. NCBI's taxonomy places the organism in Eukaryota, Metazoa, Mollusca, Bivalvia, Ostreida, Ostreidae. Gene Ontology annotation, molecular function: protein phosphatase activator activity. The record is from RefSeq and is a predicted model, not a curated record. Gene Ontology annotation, cellular component: nucleoplasm; protein phosphatase 4 complex.
AUUUAUUUCUGGCGGGAACCUUGUCCGGAAGUGUGGAAACCCCACGUUCGGUCUAAUAACACAUUCAAGAUGGCGGACACUGAGUCUCACCAGCAAUGUUUAUCGAGUGUGUAAACAGGGGAAAAGAUCUUGUACAUUAUCUGAGAGAUUCCUGAUCAGAAGGAAAAUGGCAGCUAGCGAUAAUAGACGGCGAGUUAAAUUGUAUCUGUUGGAUGAGAAGAAAAUCUGGGACGACCGAGGCACCGGGCAUGUGUCGUCCGCGUACGUUGAGAAGUUGAAAGGAAUGUCUUUGCUCGUCAGAUCUGAAACAGAUGGUACCAUUCUUCUGGAGUCCAGAAUCCGACCUGAUACAGCCUAUCAGAAACAACAGGAAACUUUGAUUGUGUGGUCUGAGGCUGACCAGUAUGACCUGGCUCUAAGCUUCCAAGAGAAGGACGGCUGUGAUGAAAUCUGGGAGAAAAUAUGCACAGUGCAGGGAAAAGACCCGUCUUUGGAUGUGACCCAGGAUUGUAUCGAAGAAUCGGAGGAGGAUAGAUACGAGGAAUUCCCCGAUGCUGCCCCACCAAUAGAAAUGCCUCCUUGUGAACUCAGCAAGCUAGAUGAGAUUGCUGAACUCUUCAGGAGUGUCUUGUCCACCCCCAUUCGCAAAGAAAAACUGUUCUUGGCCCUUGAGGCAGAGGGCUACAUCAAAAAACUGUUAGAUCUGUUCCACAUGUGUGAAGACCUGGAAAACAUUGAUGGUCUCCAUAACUUAUAUGAGAUCUUCAAAAGCAUAUUUUUACUCAACAAGACAGAAUUGUUCGAAAUCUUGUUCGCAGACGACACUAUCUUUGAUGUGGUUGGUGUGUUGGAAUAUGACCCUGCUCUGAAGACACCAGCCCAUCAUCGCGAGUACUUACAAAAGACUGUGCGCUUUAAGGAGGUUAUACCCAUCUCAAAUCGCGAUUUACUCAACAAAAUUCAUCAGACGUAUCGAGUCCAGUACAUUCAGGAUGUAAUCCUACCCACCCCUUCAGUGUUUGAGGAAAACAUGCUCUCAACAUUAACUUCGUUUGUGUUUUUUAACAAAGUGGAAAUAGUAGGAAUGAUUCAGGAAGAUGAAAAGUUUUUACCCAGUCUGUUUGCUCAACUGAUGGACGAUGAAACAGACGAUGGCCACCGCAGGGACCUGGUCUUAUUUCUGAAGGAAUUCUGCACAUUCUCACAGACACUGCAACCUCAAAAUAGGGAAUCAUUCUUUAAGAAAUUAUCAAGUCUUGGGGCAUUAUCAGCCAUUGAAGUCAUACUGGCUCUCGAUGAUCCCAAGAUGAAACCAGCAGCCAUUGAUAUCUUCUCCUACAUAGUUGAAUUUAGUCCGUCCAUGGUUCGAGAAUUCAUUCUCAAAGAAGGCCAAAACAAAGAUGAUGAUGACCUGUUGAUCAACCUGGUAAUAGAACAGAUGAUAAAUGACACAGAUCCAGAGCUAGGUGGAGCUGUGCAGUUGAUGGGAAUAGUAAAAUUAUUGAUCGACCCAGAAAACAUGAUGGCAACUGCAAAUAAAACAGAGAAAUCAGAAUUCCUAGGAUUUUUCUACAAAAGGAGUAUGCAUGUUUUAACUGCACCGCUGUUUGCCAAUACAGUGGAUUCAAAGCCAAGCAAAGACGACUUUCAGACAGCUCAACUUCAGAGUCUGAUCCUGGAAUUAUUAACAUUUUGUGUGGAAUAUCAUGCGUAUCAUAUAAAGAACUACAUCAUCAGUAAAGACUUACUACGCAGGGUGCUGGUGCUCCUCAAGUCUGGACAUGCAUUCGUAGCAUUAGGUGCCUUAAGGUUCAUGAGGAAAAUAAUAGGAUUAAAGGAGGAAUUCUACAAUCGCUACAUUGUGAAUGGGUGUCUUUUUCAACCUGUUGUCGAAGCUUUCAGACAAAAUGGCAAUAGAUACAAUCUACUUAACUCUGCAAUGAUAGAACUUUUUGAGUUUAUCAAGACAGAAGAUGUAAAAUCAUUAUGUACCCAUAUCAUUGAACAUCACAUCAAAGACCUGGAGUCUGUCACUUACGUCAACACAUUCAACGCUCUCAAAGUCCGCUACGACCAACAACAGGACAGAAUUAAUGGGAUGCCGACUUUUAACAAGAAGAAUCAGCUUUGGAUUGACUCGCGGACACUGGAGGAGGAGGAAGAGCGAUGGUUUGACCAGGAAGAUGAGGUGGAUGAUGGAGAAACAUUAGUGCCAAUGAACGACGUUCUGAAGUCCAAACUCGACUCCGACUUUGAUCAGAUCAAUCGCUUCAUGGAAAACAGAAAAGCCAAAGAUCAAUCAAUAUCACGGGAAUCCCCACCGAGGUUACUCAACAAAGCAUCCAUCAAUAUCAAUAUCAAAUCAGGAUUAACCACCAACAGCCCGGUCAACAGUCCGGGGCACUCCCCAGGAAGUCCCGGGAGUCCGGGCAGUCCUCCGAGUCCGGGAAGCCCGCUGAUGGGUGUUCCGUGUCCCACCCCCAACUCCUCACCCCAGACACCCUCCUCAUCCCCCAGCCAGGACCCAUCAGUGAUAUCAAACAAACGGCUGGGAUUAAUUGGACUUGUGGACUAUCCUGAUGAAGAUUCAGAUGAAGAAGAAGAAGAGGAAAUUCCUAAUGCAAAACGACCUCGUUUAUCCACGUAGCAGACAGUGGUAUGGACACUUAACUGGCAGGGUUAGCUGCGUGAGCAUGCUCCGCAUACGUGAUAAAAUGCAGUGAGGUUCUAAAACAUUCAGUUCUAGUGACAGAAAUGCUGAUGAAAGGACGCCUCACAGCUAAAACAGCUGAUCUCAUCAUCGGGGUGUGAACGGGACAAUGGAUACAGUAAGCUGUGAUUGGUGGGUGUGAUUUAGUGGAUGGAACAUGGCUGGGCUCUACACUGUGGAAGGAUGCUGGAGACCUGUAUGGCAUGUGUGUGUGUGGUGUGUUCUACCAUGUGACUGCAUAAUGAACAAAUGUCUUUAUACAACACACAGAAUGGUGGUCAUCUCUCUAACUCUCUCUAUCUCUCUCCCAUACCUUGGUUCUCUGUGAUAUUUAACUGACUGUUUCCUAGUCUCUUAGUCUGUUAAGCAAUUUCAAUCAUCCAGAAGUCUAGUGCUAUGUGUUCAUACAGAGGGAGAUAACAUUGCACAAAUGUGAAUUGUCAGUGUUGCUGAUUUCUGAUCAUGACUGAUUUUAUCCUUAAAUAACAAUUCAAAAAGGAAAUGUCAAUUUGAAUUGACCAAUAUUUUCAUUUUUCAUGUAUGUUUAAGCUAUUUUUCUGUCAAAAAUCAAAUCUAAAUUAACAUUCCUUAUGAAAUAUUGUUCUUGUUUUUUUUAACACACUGUCAAGCUAUUUACUGUAAAAUUGUGUCAGAAGAAGUUAUCUGUUUUCAGAUAAUGAAUACAGAUUAUGAUUGAAUAUAUUUUUUGCAGAAUUAAAUUCAAGAGGAUGUUUGGACAAUUAUAAAGAAAAGUUAGUUGGUAUGAUAUGUGUAGACAUCGAGGUACAUGCGUGUGGUAUACACUUAUGCUUCUGUUUACAAAAAAAGUGAAAAAAGAUAGGGGCCAUUAUUUUUCUCCAUUGUCUUCCAUCAGAGUAAUAGCUUUAGUUCGCAAAAUAAGUUAUGAACUACACAGGAAACCAGUACAUUCCUGAAGGCUUCACCUGCCUUAGAAUUUUAUAUACACUGGUCAUGGAUCAAAUCCCAAUCAAAUGUGAUAUGAAUGAUUUCAGUCUCGGUCUUAAAAAAAGGGAUGUUGUGUCAGGUGUAUGUGGAAAAUUGAACUAGUUGUAAAUGCACUAGUGGUUGUACAUUUUUACAAGAUUAUGUAUAUUUUUAAAGCAUCCUUUAAAUGACUGGGAUUUCUGUAUUAUUUUGUUAGAUAGAAUAUAAAAACAGAAACCCUGCUGCAUGGGCAAGUAUUCCAUUUCCUUGAUCUAUUUAUUAUUUUUUUCUGCAUGAAAUGACCUAAUAUCGCAGUGCAACAAGGCAGCAUUUUACUGGCUAAAAUUGUUUCAUCAUCCGAGUGUUAAAUCUACAAAAUGCAGUCACAGAAGAUAUUGUAGCUAGUAUGUGUAAGACGUGGUGCAAUUCUUGUCAUUUAUACCCUUGGUUCUGUAGCCUCUGUAGAACAUGGCAGGAAGCAAGAGUGGAAUGGUAUUAAGCGAACAAUGAUGAGAAUGUAUAUAAUACAGAUUUUAAGUUAUUUAACGACAAGCGGCCAAUGCAGCUAACUUGUCAUACUUCAUGGUUUUCUUGCAUCGUCUUCUUUUGUAUAUAUGGUAUGAUGCUAGUUCAUUUGAUGACAAAAUGUAUUUAACUGCAAACCCCCAAACCUGCAUUUUAUUCUUGUCAAUGUUUUAGCAUUGUAAAAAGUCAGUCAUGUUAAAUUCAAAUGAUAUAUUAAAAGAAAAAAAAAAUGAAAAUGAAUAAAAAAUACAAACUAUAAUAA